CAUCCUUCCAAAAUCACCUCUCUUCGCCGGAACAUGAUAUCUUAGCCGAUCCAAAAACGAUAUCUUUGACUAGACGCCACUCUCUACCAUCCGGAAGCGAAUCCGCCCACUUCUGAGAGACUUCGGCCAUCGAAAGACGUUCAAUGAGCCCAAUUUGAUCACUCGACCUGACCGGACCUUUUGCGAACCCCCAGUCAACAUGACGACGGCAUGUAUCAAAACAGAGCCCGACGCGGGACCCGAGAGCAAACCAAGCAUCCGAAAGCGGAGAAGGAGGACCACGACAACAGGCGCGGCCGACGACUGCUUUGCGUGCCGAAAACGAAAUGCGCCGUGUGACCGCAGGAGACCGUACUGUGGACAGUGCCUUGAAAUUGGAAAAGACUGCUCGGGAUACAAGACGACUCUCACGUGGGGGGUGGGUAUUGCUAGUCGAGGAAAGCUGAGAGGCUUGACAUGUCCGGUGGCUGAGAAGGCCGACGGGCCCGUGGGCGUCACCAAAAGGAACAGCGUAUCGCAACCUCGAAGGAAAGCAUCCACCACCGCACCUGCCUCGGAUCGCCCUGCGCCUCCACGUAUAAACUUGAGCACCAAUAUCCCACAGCCCGCCUCUCAAGAACCACUUCGAACUCCCUCUUAUGGCAUUCUUUCCCCGCUUGACCCUCAACAGCCUGUCUUUUGGCAACCGAUGCAGCAAUACGCGAACCAGGAACACACAUCUCCCACCUCGCCGUACGAAAAUCGUCAUUUGCUGAAUCCCUCCGACUAUCCAUUGACACCAGCAUCGUUAUCCUACAAUGAGGGCAUGCAGUCUUCUACUAAUUACAACCUUCUGGAUGUUGCAAAUCAAUCUUGUUCCGAAUCAUAUCCUCAGACACAGCCGACCUUUUAUUCUGAUCAGCCCCUCAACACAUCAACUUCCCCCGAGGAUAUGACUUUCUCGCAGCAGCAGGACGUGUCUUUCUUCGAGCCCACAUACGAUACGACGAAGUCCUUGGCUGAUAUGCAAGACUUGAAUGUUUCCAUACCGAGAGCCAUGGCGACAUCCUUAUUUUACCACCUGUCGCCAAGAAUGCAAUAUCUGCUGGAUUACUACGACAAGCAUAUCUGCUCUGUUCUUGUUGCAUUCGAUGACACAAUCAACCCAUAUAGGAUGCACAUUCUCCAACUUGCCACACAUAACGAGGGUCUCCAGAAUGCUCUUGCAUCUCUGUCGCUGAACAAUAUGCGCAUGCGUCUGCACAAGAGAUCGCCUCCCACAGGCUUCAUUGAGGAGCUCGACAAAGAGCAGCAGGAGAACAACAGCAUUCUAGCCCGACCGUCGCCCGAAGAGACUUACUACAAGAGCGUCUCGAUUGGUCACUUGCAAGCGCAAUUGGCUGACACAGUCAAUGCUCAGGACGAUUCUGUCCUUGCCAUCUUGCUCAUUCUUUGCUUGUUCCACGUCUGCGACAGUGGGUUUUCGAAGUUCAAGACACAGCUUGAGGGCGUUCAGAAGCUUCUCACCAUGCGUGAUCCUGGCGUCCGAACAGGCUUCAUUGGCUGGGUGGAGAUGUUUUUCGCCUGGUUCGAUGUCAUGACCUCGACCGUGAAUGACAGAGAGACUGAAAUCCAAGGCGAUCGUCUAGACAUGCUGCACUACUCGUCCAAUCUAGGUGCCCUUGAGCAAUUCUCGGGAUGUGAUGGUCGAUUAUUCAAGCUGAUCGCACGCCUCGGUCGCUUAAAUCUGUUGUCACAGAAUCGCCCAGUGCGCCCUGAUCCUAGAAACUCCAAGCCGUCCUACGGUGCGACGGCGACACCGAAAGCCAAGGACCAAGGGGUGUCUUCGACCUCAAAGGCGUGGCGCUCAAGACCCCAAGUUGGGCCGAUGGAUUUCAGCCGACUCGAUGGUAACGGCUGGGGCGCCCUCCUGGCUGAUGUUCCGGAAGACAACCAUACGGUUUUCAGAGAUCAUUCGGAUACGAGGCAAGAAUUUUGGAAAGAGUGGCACGACAUUCGAUCUCGCCUCGAGACAUGGUCGAUGGAGAGUCCAUGUCUAUCGCCCACAGCUCUUGACCCUUCGCGCGCCUCGCUAGAGCCCGGACAACGAGAUCUGACUCAUAUUAACGAGUCCUUCCGCUCGUCAGCGUUGCUAUACACCGAACGUCUAGCGCAUCCGUUCCUGCCGUCCUCGUCACCAAAGUUCCAGGCACAUGUCCGGAACGCUCUCUCGCACAUUGCUGCGCUAGAAAUCACUUCAUGUGUUAACAAGUUUUUGCUAUGGCCUCUGUUCAUUGCAGGUACAGAGUGUGUUGAUGCGGCCGAUCAGGCUCUUGUACGGGACAGAUGUAUAGAAGUCCAGAUCGAGAGUGGUUUCUUCAACAACAUCUCAGUCUUGGAUGUUCUCGAGAAGGUCUGGGCCGAGAACGACAUGCAAGAUGUGCAGGACGCAGACUACGAUGAAGUACAGCGCAGGCGCGACAGUGCCAAAGAAAAUGGAGACCGUGUGCAAGCAUUCAGGUGGAGGAAAGCUAUGGACAGGGUUGACGGCGAGUACCUUGUUAUAUGAGCUUCCAUCUGACAAAAAGUUUGCCAUACAUAUACGCGCGUUUUAUGUACACAUAAUGUCAAGAAACGAUAUUACAUUUACUCCUUCUCACGGUGGUAUGUUCAUCCUCUUACUCGAAUUAAUUUUCCAAACGAGAUUCCUCCCCUU
This is a messenger RNA of Aureobasidium subglaciale EXF-2481, 2695 nucleotides long. RefSeq lists its product as uncharacterized. Bases 200 to 2548 code for a protein of 782 amino acids. Gene Ontology annotation, cellular component: nucleus. The record is from RefSeq and is a predicted model, not a curated record. The transcript has 2 exons. Gene Ontology annotation, biological process: positive regulation of transcription by RNA polymerase II. NCBI's taxonomy places the organism in Eukaryota, Fungi, Ascomycota, Dothideomycetes, Dothideales, Saccotheciaceae. Gene Ontology annotation, molecular function: transcription cis-regulatory region binding; zinc ion binding; DNA-binding transcription factor activity, RNA polymerase II-specific.